AUUGAAAAGUGUCAUGGUGGCGUUUAGCAUCAAGAAAGCGCAGUUCACCGACAGAAAACGGUUUGAAUCGCUUUAUUUCGAUGGUGUAAUUCAUUUUGGUCUUUUCCAGAGACCGCAACUGUCGGACUCAACAUAACGUGCGCGUCAAACAGUUUUAGCGUUCGUUUAAUCCCGUUGUCGCGCUGAAUGUGCCGCAGCUGGGCGUGUAGCGGCGCUGAUUGUCCCUGUCAUCAUGGGUGACAUGCAGCGCGAGGAUGAACUCCGGCCGGUUCCCAAAGAGCGAGCCGUGCUCGAGAGUUUCUUCACUCAGCUCGGGAUGUUCUGGUUCGACAGGGCGAAGGAUUAUGUGGAGAAGGAGAAGGACGCCAGUAAGAGCGCCGGGGCCAUCUGGGCGUCCCUGCUGGCCGCUCUCGCACACCUGGCAGCCGCAGAGAAAGCCUACCACAACAUGACUUUCCUGGGGCAGAAACUAGGUGGUCAGUCGUUCUUCAGCCGUAAGGAUUCCAUCAGAACCAUCUAUACGUCCCUGAACAACGAACUGAAGAAGGUGGUCUCCAUGGGCCGCCACACAUCCGGAGGCUCCACUCCUAACCUGGAGGAUCUCUUGUCGCAUUUGUCCGAGCAGCUGUGUCACUUCACGCAGGCCAGGAUGGAGAUCGCAGACUUCUAUGAGAAGAUGCAUUCGCUGGGCAGCCAGAAGACUGUGAACUCAGAGGAGCUGGUGAGCACACUGGAGAGCAUUCUGCAGAAGUACAGUUCCAGAUUCCACCAUCCAAUCCUGAGCCGCCUCGAGAGCAGCUUUCAGGUGGAGGUGGAUGUCUUGACGCAGCUGUUACGAUGCCAAGCGCAGAUCUCCGAGUGGCAUUUCCUCCCAUCUCUGCUGAACCUUCACGGCGCCCAUUCCAAACUUCAGGCGUGGGGUCAAGUGUUCGAACGGCAACGAGAAACCAGAAAACACCUCUUCGGAGGCCAAUCCCAGAAGACCGUCCAGCCUCCGCACCUCUACCUGUGGCUGCAACGCCUACAAGCGACGCUCCUAGCCAAAUUCAGCUUCUACUUCCACGAGGCUCUGAGCCGCCAAACGUCCCAGUCCGAAAUGAAAACCCUGACGGCUAGGACCUCCCUAGAUUACUUCGGCAAGAUCUCAGCCUUCAUUCGCAAGCACGACGCGUCGAAUGUAUCCUUAGUUUUCGAUAACCGCGGCUCCGAGAGCUUUCAGGGACACGGUUACCACCAUCCGCACUCCUACCGGGAAGCUCCCAAAGGCGUAGACCAGUUUCCAGCCGUCGUGUCGCUUCCUGGCGGAGAAAGGCCGGUCACGCAUUGGCCCAAUGUUAUCAUGAUUAUGAGCGACCGCUCAACGGAACUCAACGCUCUGGAUAAGGUGGUCCACUUUUAUGACGAUAAAGUCCAGAGCACGUACUUCCUCGCACGCCCCGAACCGCAUUUCACAAUAGUGGUGAUCUUCGACGGGAGGAAGUCAGAGAGGGACUCGAACAUCGUGCCAUUCCUACAGGAGCUGACGGGAUCGCUGAGAAACAACAAACCCUUUACUACACUCAAACCAGGCUCUAAAGGCUGAACGUCUUCAUAUUUACCAAUACAAAUGCUACUAUUUUUCAUCCUAAAUAUAGUUUAUUUUAAAAGGACAUUAGCGCUGUGGCUCUUUUAUUCACUGUGCUGCUGAAACUCUCAUUUUAUCAUCUUCCCUUUGAAUGACUAUUAAAGAGGUCCAACAGCUUCAUGAUUCAAACACUUUCAGACCAAAGACGAAUAUCACAGCUGUGACUGUUUGUCUUGUUUUUUUUUUUUUUAACACGCUCACAAAUGAGUUCUUUCAGCUCGUGUUCCUGCUUAGCAAUUGCGUCUGCUUCGCCGAAUGUGAAUGGGACCCACUGCAAAGAAUUUUGAUUUCCCCCUUUUAUUGUUAAUGUAACACAUUUUAAUAACUUUUGGUUUUAAUGUUUUGACACUUUGUGUCAUUUUCACUUCUGAAAUAAAGUUUGGAGUUGUCUGUCAUACUGUAA
This is a messenger RNA of Labeo rohita (rohu), 2027 nucleotides long. It is a transcript of the gene kics2, whose product is annotated as KICSTOR subunit 2. The transcript has 3 exons. The coding region runs from base 233 to 1582 and encodes 449 amino acids. The record is from RefSeq and is a predicted model, not a curated record. NCBI's taxonomy places the organism in Eukaryota, Metazoa, Chordata, Actinopteri, Cypriniformes, Cyprinidae. Gene Ontology annotation, cellular component: KICSTOR complex. Gene Ontology annotation, biological process: cellular response to glucose starvation; cellular response to amino acid starvation; negative regulation of TORC1 signaling.